This is a messenger RNA of Strongylus vulgaris, 615 nucleotides long. Lineage: Eukaryota; Metazoa; Nematoda; Chromadorea; Rhabditida; Strongylidae. The record is from the annotation of a GenBank genome assembly.
UUGAUCUUUCAGGUGUUCCCGGCUGCUAGACGCCGUUUAACUUUUUUCCUCAUCGGUUACGGAGUUCCCGCACUAAUCACCGCAGCUGCGGCUUAUUACGAUCCUACAGGCUUUGGCACCCGCCAUCACUGCUGGCUUCGAACGGAUAACCUGUUCAUACUUUUCUUUGUUGCACCAGCUGCUAUCAUACUGCUGACGAACACAAUGUUCCUGUUUAUGACAAUGUGUAUUGUCUACAGACAUUCCAAAUAUAUCCCAUGUAGACAUGCUACGGACAAUGGUGGAGAUAUUAGAACUUGGGUGAAGGGCGCAAUGGGCUUAGUAUGUCUUCUUGGCAUAACUUGGACUUGUGGACUAUUGUGGAUUGACGAUGGGCAUUCAAUAGUGAUGGCUUACGCUUUCACCAUAUUCAACUCGUUGCAGGGAUUAUUCAUCUUUGUCUUCCAUGUAGUCUUUUCGGAAAAGAUGCGCCAUGAUAUGUCCCGCUGGUGUAGCCGACGUCAUCUGCCGUGGACUGCUUCGGGCUCUCAUGACAUUACCAAGGAUUCUCACAAGCGUGGUACAAUGUCACCAUCAGACAGAAGUGGAACUGGCAGCGAAUUCAUCGUAAGUUGA